CUGGGUGGUCAAUUCACACGUUUUGCGUUUCCAUUUCCGAUAUUGACGCCGUUAGGGAGGAGGAUGGCGGCGCCGUUAAUGGGGCCGGUGGCGGUGGUGGGGCUGGAGUUCUGCGCGCCGUACGCGGUGCCGUUGACGGUGACGAAGAAGGCGUUGAGCUUGACGGACGGCGACUUCGUGGUGAUGGACGGUAACGGCGCCGUCCUGCUGAAGGUGAAGGGCGUGUUCUUCGCCUUCCGCGAGCGCCGCCUCCUCCUCGACGCCGCCGGCAACCGCCUCCUCUCCAUGCAGGCCAAGAUAUUAAGCAUUCACGAUCGGUGGAAAGUGUUCAGAGGAGACAGCUCCAGCGAGAAAGAUUUGCUCUUCAGCGUGAAGAAGUCGGCGGUCAUCCAAUUUAAAACCGAACUGGAUGUCUUUUUAGCUGCGAAUACUAGCGAGCUAGUUUGCGAUUUUAAGGUCAAAGGAAGCUACUUUGAGAGAUCGGUCGCCAUCUACCUCGGUUCGUCGGACACCGUAAUUGCCCAGGUAAGCCGUCAGUACACGGUCAAGAACGUAUUACUCGGGAGGGACACAUUCGGGGUGACGGUGUAUCCGAACGUCGACUACGUCUUCAUCGCGGCCCUCAUCGUGAUUCUUGAUGAAAUCAACAGAGAGGGCAGUGAUUCUUGAUGAAAUUUACAGAGAGGGCAGGGACGAUUAAGUAUUUGUGUUCUUCACAUCAUUACUCAUUGCAGAGCUGCAGUUAGUUUCUGCUUUGCUACAUUACAUUAGCUAGAUUAGAUGUGGUCAUGUAAAAGCCGCCUUAGUUGCAGUAGUUUGUGUGGCAAAAUGUUAUAGUUGAAGCACCCUUAGAAGCACCUUCAUGUGUGAGUAGUGUAGAUGCUUUUGCUUUUGCUUUCUCUUAUGGUGAGUGAUCAGGAUUGUAAAAUUGGAAACUUGACCUUGAUAAUAAUUCGCCUCGCUACUACGACUUGGUACUAUGGCAUUGUCAAAUCUGUUCGUUCGA
Molecule: messenger RNA, 1006 nt
Organism: Ananas comosus (pineapple)
Lineage: Eukaryota; Viridiplantae; Streptophyta; Magnoliopsida; Poales; Bromeliaceae
Product: protein LURP-one-related 15-like
Exons: 3
Coding region: 64-669 (201 amino acids)
Source: RefSeq, a predicted model, not a curated record